Molecule: messenger RNA, 4172 nt
Organism: Syngnathoides biaculeatus (alligator pipefish)
Lineage: Eukaryota; Metazoa; Chordata; Actinopteri; Syngnathiformes; Syngnathidae
Product: gastrula zinc finger protein XlCGF26.1-like
Exons: 3
Coding region: 309-1928 (539 amino acids)
Biological process (GO): regulation of transcription by RNA polymerase II
Cellular component (GO): nucleus
Molecular function (GO): RNA polymerase II cis-regulatory region sequence-specific DNA binding; DNA-binding transcription factor activity, RNA polymerase II-specific
Source: RefSeq, a predicted model, not a curated record
CUCGUUCCCCAACGUGUUAUUUUCCUCUCACCGCACACAUUCCACUAAAUAUUGCUGUUCCCGAAGUAGUACUGAAUCUACGGAAGCCCCGAAGCAGUGCGUCCAUCACGACUAAAUCUUCUUGUUCGGGUGUGCAAGAAGAGUCCCGAGGAGGAAGUUUUUGCCGAAUUCAAGUGGAGAAGGAGCGACAAUGUCAACUCAUUGACGCCGCUUAGAAGAACCCUCGAAAUUUUGUUACACCUGCCAGACAAAAAAAAAAAAAAAAAAAAAAAGAUUGCAGUCUUGAGGAGCAGGAGUGGAGCUCCGGCAUGGAGCAGCAGGAGCUGGAGCCACCUGACAUUAAAGAGGAAGAGGAGCCGGAGCGCCUCCAAAUUAAAGAGGAGGUGAAAGCAAAAUCAGCACACGUUAAAGAAGAAAAGCAGGACGAGGGUACCGCCAAGUUUUCAGUGACUGGUGUCAUUAUCAAGCGUGAAGAAGGUAAUGAUGACCACUGUGGAGAAUCCCAAAUCGGCAGCCUUUUAGCUCCAGUCUCGGAUAUUGACAACAUAACGUCACUGUCUUCUGAUGAUGAUGAUGAUAAUAAUGAUGGUGAUGAUAAUGACGAACAGCGCUCUCAAGGUGAUGGGACAUUUCACCCCGGCAACAAACGAGUGAAAUGUGCUCAGUGUGGCAAAACCUUUGUCAACAAGUCGUCGUUGAAAACGCACGCAAGGACGCACAGUGGAGAAAAACCCUUUGGCUGCUCUGUUUGCGAUAAAAGAUUCACCCAGAAGGGGCAGUUGGUGGCGCACACAAAAAUACACACCGGGGACAAACCUUUUAUCUGCUCGGUUUGUGGGAAAAGAUUCUCCAGAAAUGGAGAUUUAAGGACACACAAAAGAACGCACACGGGGGAGAAACCUUUUGUCUGUUCGGUUUGCGGCAAAGGCUUCACUAAAAACACAAAUUUAAAGGCACACAAAAGGACGCACACUGGUGAGAAACCUUUUGCCUGCUCAACAUGCGGUCUUCGGUUCGCCCAAAAGACAAAUUUAACGACACACACAAAAUCACAUGCUGGAGAGAAACCUUUUGCGUGCUUAGUUUGUGGAAAAACAUUCUACACAAAGACGAAUUUAACCGCACACGCAAGAUCGCAUGCUGUAGAGAAACCUUUUCCGUGCUCAGUUUGUGAUAAAAGAUUCUCCUCAAAGACAAAUUUAACAGCACACACGCGAACACACACUGGAGAGAAACCUUUUGUGUGCUCAAUUUGCGGCAAAAGAUUCUCCCGAAGGACACAUUUACGAACGCACGCAAGGACGCACACUGGAGAAAAACCUUUUCCCUGCUCAGUUUGCGGCGUAACAUUCCGCGUGCGCUCAACGUUGGUCCAGCACACGAGAACGCACGCCGGGGAGAAAAGUUUUGUUUGCUCAUUUUGCGGGAAAGGAUUCAUGCGGAAGGAGACUUUGAACACGCACGCACAAACUCACACUGAAGAAAACCCUUUGGCCUGUUCAGUUUGCGGGGAAAGAUUUUCAAAAACGAUAAGCUUAACAACACACACCAGAAGUCACAGCAGUGAGAAACCUUUUGUCUGCUCAAUUUGUGGUAAAACAUUCACGCGAAAGGAAAAACUGAACAUACACACAAGAACGCACACCGGGGAAAAACCUUUUGCCUGCUCAAUUUGUGGCAAAACGUUCACACGUAAGGAAAAAUUGAACGUACAUGCAAGAACACACACCGGGGAAAAACCUUUUGCGUGCUCGGUUUGCGGUAAAAGAUUUUGCAAAAAGGCGAGUUUAACGACGCACACAAGAACACACGGUGGUGAGAGACCUUUUAGCUGCGAUGUGUGUGAUGAGAGAUUUCACGAAAAGCAUCAUCUUAAGAAACACACGUGUGCUGGCGAGAGGAGCAGCGGUCAAUCAAGGCGCAGAUGAAAGUGAAGAAACAAAAGCUGUGUUGGGAAUGGACCUUUCCGACUGGUGAUCUUAAGCUUCCAAAAUGGCGACUGAACAGAACAGGUUUGAAGCCGAUUCUCUAACGCAAGGAUACGAACACGGAAUUAAGAUUUUGGACGGAGCAGGACGCAAUGUCAGAGUUACAGCGAAACGUUGGCGAUCGGCGCAAAAAAAGUUUGACGCCUCACAAACUUCAUAAUGAAAUCCAACAGGAUAAAAUGGUGGAAUCGUACUGCGCAUGUAAAGCAGGCUGAGUACUUUUUACUUGGAAAGAUCACGAGUAAUAUCAUUGUAGUCUUUAGAAGUGAGUUAGGUUCGAUUUUCUGCAUUUAAACAAUGGUGAUGAACUCAGUCAGUACAGUAAUUACCCGAUAAAAAAGUUUGACUUAGCUCGUAAUCGAACCCAGUGCUCUAUCUUAAAGGUCCGAUGUGAUCCAAAUAGGCAAACAGACAUUUCUCUUGCAUGACAUUACACAUUUACGUAUUCCUAACCCGACUCUUUGGCAUAAAACGUGACACACUUCGUUCAGCGGGUCAGUGAUACACUAACAAAGUGAAAGUUAUUCUCCUGCAAAGUAUAAAGCACUGAUAAUAAUUCAGUCAAACUCAGAGAAGGUACUCCUCCCUCACUUACCUUCGAACAUACAGCCUUGUGUUUGUCAAUAUUGUUCACAUUUAGUUGUACUUGCGCUCUUCCGCGACCCUUAAUCCAUCGUAGACUCUUCCUCAACUGUCUUUUAGGCUUUGGAAAUGAAUCAAGCUAGCCGGAUAUCUUUCAUUAGAACUGCAUGUUCCCCAAGCGCACGUGAGGACCAUUUUCUUCGUAACGUUAACUUUUCCAAGCGCACGCUACUGACAACCACUAUUGCUUGUGGGACAACAUGGCGGCAGGGGCGUGUCAAGCCAACGGUUAAGACAAUGCAGCUAUCUGAUUGGCUAUUAUUGUACGAGUGAUUGACAGGUCAGACAGGUCCAUUGCUGACCCAUUCCUCAUCACUUUAUAGUGAUUUUUAGAGUGCUAAAAAUCCCUCUGAAAUGACUCAAUGAUUGACUCAUUUCCUACUAGCUUAUUCCCUGGUUACUGUACAAGGAUUUUUAUAUAGUGGACUAUAUUGUACUGUAUAUUAUUUUUCAGGCAUUUCAAAGAAUGUACGUCAUAAGUCAUUGACUGUAUGUGUUUUGUUUCUAAAUACUUUAAAAUUGGAGAUAAGUGUUGUGGCACAACCCCCUCGCUCACCGUCCCACCCCGCAUCAAGGAUCGCACCACGUGAUCUUGGUAAUACACACACACAAAAAAAAAAAAAAAAACAAGAUGAAAACUAAAAGCCAAACUCUUACAACUAUCUUAACGUUUACAUAGUCACUAAUUUGUAGCUCUGGGAGUAAAAAACAACAAAUACACAAUUGUGGUCACACAAAUAUGUAGGGAUCCAUUUACACAAUAAACAUUACUUUUGCCUCGAUCAAGAGGCUUGUGAAGUGGAAAAUACUGAACGUUUAUUUUGGUCCGUGUCGACUUUUUACUUUUCACUCCUUUCAAAACAAAAGCGUCAAAUGCGAAAUAGGAAGUUAGAAUUAACAGAUUACCAAAGCCUGGACAGAGAGCAUAAGACUGAAAAGUACACUAUUUUCAUUUAUUUAUUCUAGCAACAACUGUGCCUUGUUGUAAGUAUUUGAUCUGUUAUUUUUACCCAAGAUGUUCUAUUUUGAUUCUUUUAUAUUUUUUCAUUAUAUUUAUAUUCGCGCAUGCACCUUGUGGGGAAGCACUCGUCAUUUUGUUGUAUACACAGUCAUAUAAUGACAUUAAAGGCUAUUGAUUGAUUGAUUGAUUGAUAAUUUAGCCGCAAGUCAUAUCUUUUCUUCUUUUCCUUUCGGCUUGUCCCGUUAGGGGUCGCCACAGCGUGUCAUUUUUUUCCAUCUAACAGGUCCAUCAACCUUUUCUUUGGUUCAACAGGUAACACUGUUGUCUGACUUGUACUUUUUUGUUUGCACUUAAUGUACAAGACCUUUGCUUUGAGCCCAUUGAUAUGUGAAAUGUGUACAAGGACGACAGCCCGUCCUGAAACUAAAUAGUAAAUAUGUAUUCCAAGAGGCAUUUCUGACCACUUCAAGAGAUACAGUCAGCCUCACAGUCUGCAACUAUGAAUCUGUAUUUCAGGCCUCAGUGAGAAUUGAACUCACGACUCCUGGUUUACUAGACCAGUGCUCUAACCACUGAGCUAC